Molecule: messenger RNA, 1215 nt
Organism: Plasmodium fragile
Lineage: Eukaryota; Apicomplexa; Aconoidasida; Haemosporida; Plasmodiidae
Exons: 1
Coding region: 1-1215 (404 amino acids)
Source: RefSeq, a predicted model, not a curated record
AUGUUUGUCAACAAGAAACUCUUCAAUUUUUACAAAAACAAUACCUUUGCCUUUUGCCUGGGAAGCACAUGGUUCGUUCUCAUAAAUAGCGGCCUCCUGUUCACCGCAAAGUACUUUAACAGCUUUGAAAAUCGUCAUUCCUACAUUGACGACGCAGUCAGCGUCCUAAGGGUGUACCUUAAUUACGCGGAUAGUUCUAGCGUGAAAAUUUUAAAAAAAAAGGGUAACAUAGAUUCAUCCAACCAAAGGGCAAAAUGUGAACUCCUGUUGUCCCACAAUGGGGAGCACAUUUAUCUACAUGUGAACGCUGUGAAAAAAGACACGGGAAAAAAGGGACGCAACAACUCAGACGGAUUGGACAAUGAAGAAGAAGAAGAUGAAGAAGGUAGAGAUAUUUCCGACUAUAUAGAAAAUCCAUACUUAAUUAAAAAAGAAAUAAAGCUCCUUCUACAGAGGCUACGAUCGUUCUUUUCAUCCUUUGCCUCAAGCAGCGAUGACCAAGAUGGUGGGCAAUCUGACCAACACAGUCAAACGAGAGAAACAGGAGCAGACAGCACAGUGCAGCUUGAGAAGGGAGUACCAAACAAACAAGUGGAUAUAUUAAACAUCAUUGGAAAGGGAAACAAAUGGAAAAUCAACAAUAUAAUGAUGGUUAAAAAAAAAAAGUUAACAAACGAGCUGCUCGCAAAUGCAGAAAAUAAAUCCCUACGAAAUCGUAUAAACCUUUUGGUAAAUAAUUUUUUUCAUUACAAAUAUGAAAUACAUGCCGUGCAUGGGCAUCCUGCACACAAUUCUUACUUUUACAAAUAUGACCAGAAAAAAAAAACCUUUAGCCAAAAACAAAAAAAUUUGGGGAAAAUCCUAUUUUGUGCGUUCAUCCUUUCUACCGUUCUCGCCAUUAAAAGAAUUUACAUUUACACAAAUUCCUAUAUGGGUUUAAAUUUUGUCAAAAAGUUUGUCCUAGGGAAUGACGAGCUGUAUAAGAUUAUGGGGAAUAGUGCAAUUCAAAUUUUGAGCAUAUCUGGUGUGCAUGAAAAAAAUUACCUGAACAGCAAGGUGUUUAUUCAGGCUAUGGACAAACAGGGCGUGGUUCAAAUGACGGCCACGAGGGGUACAACGGACAAGAGCUUUUUCAUCCUGCACGCAAAACUUUUGCUGGGCAGUGAGACCAUCGAGUUGCGCAGGGGGGACUCUCGCGCUGGAGGUGUCCAUUAG